AUGGCAGCCGCCGCAGCAUCCGCUGCUGUGCUCGAUCCGAGCAACGACACUAAAAACACUCUCAAACUCGAAAAUACCGACAAGCGUGACUCCCUGAUCGCAAUUGAGAAGAAGUACCAGGCCCAAUGGAAGGACAACAAGGUUUUCGAGGUCAACGCUCCCUCCUUUGCGGAGGCUCCUCAGGGUGCCAUGACUGCCACGGAGCUGCGUGAAAAGUACCCCAAGUUUUUCGGAACCAUGGCCUAUCCCUAUAUGAACGGUACCCUGCACGCCGGCCACAGUUUCACCGCCAGCAAAGUCGAAUUUAUGACCGGAGUGGCCCGUAUGGAGGGCAAGAGAGCCUUGUUCCCGCUCGGAUUCCACUGCACUGGUAUGCCCAUCAAGGCAUGUGCGGAUAAGCUGCGCGACGAGGUGAAGAUGUUCGGGCAGAACUUCGAGGGCUACGAAGAGGAUGGGGAGGAGCAAGCCAAGGACAAGGCUGCCCCGGCACCCACCCAAGAAGUUAAAGAGCAGGCUGAGAAGUUCUCGGGCAAGAAGAGCAAGGCUGCAGCCAAGACUGUGAAGAUGAAGUACCAGUUCCAAAUUAUGCUGGCCAUUGGCGUCCCUCUGGAAGAUAUCCACAAGUUCGCCGAUGCUGCGCAUUGGCUUCAGCACUUCCCUCCCCUUGCUAUCCGUGAUCUCGACAGCAUGGGUGCCCGCGUCGACUGGCGGAGACAGUUCGUCACCACCGAUGCCAACCCUUAUUACGAUGCCUUUGUUCGCUGGCAGAUGAACCGUCUCCACGAGCUGGGCAAGAUCAUGUAUGGCAGUCGGUAUACCAUCUACUCUCCCAAGGACGGCCAACCUUGUAUGGACCACGACCGCACCGAGGGUGAGGGCAUUGGGCCCCAGGAAUACACUGCCCUGAAGUUGAAGGUCAAGGAAUGGUCACCGAAGCUCCAGGAGCUGGUCAAGGGCAAGAUUGAGGAUGAUGCCAAGGUCUACUUUGUCCCGGCCACUCUCCGCCCCGAGACUAUGUAUGGUCAGACGAGCUGUUUCGUCGGCCCCAAGAUUAACUACGGUCUUUUCAAGCUGAAGGAGAAGGAGUAUAUUGUCGUGACCAAGCGCGCUGCUUGGAAUAUGGCUUUCCAGGGCCACUUCUUUGACAACGCUCAUUUUCCCAAGUCCCAAGAUGAGCUGCCGCUGGUCUUCGAAGCACCAGGAUCUGCCUUCGUCGGUACUCUGGUCAAUGCACCGCUGUCCCUGCACACUGAAGGUAUCCGUAUUCUGCCCAUGGAUACCGUCUCGGCCUCCAAGGGUACUGGUGUUGUCACCUCGGUGCCGUCCGACAGCCCUGACGACUACGCUACCCUGCUUGAUCUGGCCAAGAAGCCCGAGUACUACGGCAUUCAGAAGGAAUGGGCCGAGCUAGAGAUCUUCCCGCUGAUCGAAACUCCAACAUACGGCAACCUGACGGCUCCUACCCUAGUCAAGCAGCUGAAGAUCAACUCGCCCAAGGACGUCAACCAGCUUGCCAAGGCCAAGGAGCUGGCUUACAUGGAGGGCUUCUACAAGGGUACCAUGCUCGUGGGUGAGCUUAAGGGCGAACCCGUCAGCAUCGCCAAGGACAAGAUCCGCAAGUCUCUGUAUGACAGUGGCGAUGCGUUCCCCUUUGCCGACCCCAUGGGCAAGGUUGUCAGCCGCAGUGGAGAUGACUGUGUUGUUGCCUACCUGGGCCAAUGGUUCCUGAACUACGGCGAGAACGAUGCCAAGUGGCAACAAGAUACCCUGGAUCACGUCGUGAACACCUUGAACACCUACUCUGCCGAGACCAGGCACGGAUUCGAGAAGAACCUGGACUGGCUGAACCGCUGGGCGUGCGCCAGAACGUACGGUCUUGGUUCCAAACUGCCCUGGGACCCUCAGUUCCUGGUCGAGAGUCUGAGUGAUAGCACCGUGUACAUGGCCUACUACACCAUCGCCCACCUUCUGCACGGCGACCGGUAUGGUAACCAGAUCGGCCCAUUGAACGUGAAGGCGGAGCAGAUGAUCGACGAGGUGUGGGACUACAUCUUCACCAAACGCGAGAUCUCCGACGACCUGAUAUCUAAAAGCGGUAUUAGCAAGGACGCUCUGCAGCAGAUGCGCCGUGAGUUCGAGUACUGGUACCCCCUGGACGUCCGCGUCUCCGGCAAGGAUCUGAUCCAGAACCACUUGACUUUCUUCUUGUACAUCCACCUCGCCCUCUUCCCGCCGGAGUUCUGGCCUCGUGGUGUGCGUGCCAAUGGCCACCUGCUACUGAAUGGUGAAAAGAUGAGCAAGAGCACGGGCAACUUCCUCACCUUGAAGGAUGCAGUGGACAAGUUCGGUGCUGACGCGACCCGUAUUGCUUUCGCCGAUGCUGGUGACAGCAUCGAGGAUGCUAACUUCGAGGAGGCUGUCGCCAACAGCAACAUCCUGCGCCUGUUCACCCUGAAGGAGUGGAUUGAGGAGGUUGUCCAGGAUGACACUCUGCGUACCGGACCCGCCGACGCUUUCGCCGACAAGCUGUUCAACAACGACAUUAACAGCAUAGUCCGCGAGACCCGGAAGCACUUCCAGGACACGAACUUUAAGCUUGCUCUGAAGUCCGGUCUGUAUGACCUCACCAGCGCCCGCGACACUUACCGUGAAUCUGCGACGGCCGCUGGCGUGGGCAUGCACCGGGAUAUCGUCCUGCGUUACAUUGAGAUGCAAGCUCUUAUGCUGGCACCCAUUGCCCCCCACUGGGCCGAGUACAUUUGGCUAGAGGUUCUCAAGAAGCCCGAGACGAUCCACAACGCCAGGUUCCCCGAGGUCCCCGAGCCCUCUCCUGAGCUGUCCGCCGCGCAGGCGUACGUUCGGGGCACCGCGUCUUCCAUCCUGUCGUCAGAAGCAAACUUCGCGAAGAAGCUGUCCAAGGGCAAAGCGUCGACCUUUGACCCGCGCAAACCCAAGAAGCUGACCAUCUUCGCGGCCAAGAAAUACCCCACCUGGCAAGAGAAGUACAUCGACCUCGUCCGCGACGCCUUUGACGCUCUCAGUGUCUCCAUCAACGAGAAGGAGCUCAACGCCAAGGUCGGCAAGCUUGGCGAAAUGAAGAAGGCCAUGCCUUUCGUCCAGGUCCUGAAGCGCCGCCUGGUUCAGGGCCGCGAGGCUCCCGAAACUGUCUUUGAACGCAAGCUGCCCUUCGACGAGUUCGCUGUUCUCUCCGAGAUGCUGGGUGGUCUGAAGCGUACUGCGGGCUACAAGGAGAUUGAGGUUAUCGCUGUUGAUGAGGGUGGUAAGACCGGCGAAGUCGUGGGCACUGGCGAGAAGAGGGAGGGACUGAGUGCUGAGAAUGCGGUGCCUGGGCAGCCAACUUUCCAGUUUGCCAACGUGGAUGAGUAG
Penicillium lagena is the source of this 3387-nucleotide messenger RNA. RefSeq names its product leucine--tRNA ligase CDC60. The transcript is spliced from 4 exons. The record is from RefSeq and is a predicted model, not a curated record. The coding region runs from base 1 to 3387 and encodes 1128 amino acids. NCBI's taxonomy places the organism in Eukaryota, Fungi, Ascomycota, Eurotiomycetes, Eurotiales, Aspergillaceae. Gene Ontology annotation, biological process: leucyl-tRNA aminoacylation. Gene Ontology annotation, molecular function: leucine-tRNA ligase activity; ATP binding; aminoacyl-tRNA deacylase activity.